UUAAAAUUGUAAUGGACUGUAAAUAAUACUUUUUUUUAUUGUUAUACACUUUAAGUGCAGUUAUUUCAAACAACGUGAAGCUUGCAGAGGAAAAAGGUUGUGUGCAAAGCCAGAUGUUUUCAGAUGCCAACCAGUGCGAUCAGGUUAUAGAGGGUUAUGACUUCCCUUUACAAGACCUAAGCCGAUUUAAAACUGUGAGCAAGGAAAGAGAGAGGAAAAGAACAAUCCCAAAAUGGACAUCCGAGGAGCUGUUGAUGCUGCUGUUCCAACCAACGUCAUUGCAGCCAAGGCUGCAGAAGUCCGUGCUAAUAAAGUCAACUGGCAAUCAUACCUUCAAGGCCAGAUGAUUUCAGGAGAGGACUGUGAGUUUAUUAAGAGGUUUGAAAUGGCUCGUUCUGAAGAGAAGCACACCAUACUGACUAAUGAAGGACAACAGUGUGCAAAAACGUUCCUCAACCUUAUGGCUCACAUCUCCAAGGAGCAAACUGUACAGUAUAUCUUGACUUUGAUUGAUGAUACACUUCAGGAAAACCAUCAGCGUGUUAACAUCUUCUUUGAUUAUGCCAAAAGAACUAAAAACACAGCCUGGUCUUACUUUCUGCCAAUGCUGAAUCGCCAGGAUCUGUUCACUGUUCACAUGGCUGCAAGAAUUAUUGCAAAACUGGCAGCCUGGGGAAGGGAACUGAUGGAAGGUAGUGAUCUCAAUUACUACUUCAACUGGAUUAAAACUCAGUUAAGCUCCCAGAAACUGCGUGUUGCAGGUACUGAAAUAGGAACAGUUUCCCCAAGUGAUAGUUCCCAGUAUGUGCAGUGUGUUGCUGGGUGUUUACAGUUGAUGCUUAGGGUUAAUGAGUACCGUUUUGCAUGGGUUGAAGCUGAUGGCGUCAAUUGCAUAAUGGCAGUUCUGAGCAAUAAGUGUGGAUUUCAGCUCCAGUAUCAGAUGGUCUUCUGUAUCUGGCUGUUGGCAUUCAGCCCUCAGAUGUGUGAAUUCCUCCGUCGAUACAAUGUGGUCCCUGCUCUGUCAGACAUCCUCCAAGAGUCAGUCAAAGAAAAAGUAACCAGAAUAAUCCUAGCAGGAUUUAGGAAUCUUCUGGAGAAAUCUGCUGAAAAAGAGACACGCCAAGAAUAUGCUCUGGCCAUGAUCCAAUGUAAAGUGCUGAAGCAGCUGGAGAAUCUGGAACAGCAGAAAUACGAUGAUGAAGACAUCUCUGAGGAUAUCAAGUUCCUUUUGGAGAAGCUCGGUGAAAGUGUUCAGGAUCUUAGCUCAUUUGAUGAAUACAGUUCUGAGUUAAAGUCUGGACGCUUGGAGUGGAGCCCUGUACACAAAUCAGAAAAAUUCUGGAGGGAAAAUGCAGUUCGAUUAAAUGAAAAGAACUAUGAACUACUUAAAAUCCUGACUAGGCUGCUGGAGGUCUCUGAUGACCCCCAGGUUUUAGCAGUGGCUGCUCAUGAUGUUGGGGAAUAUGUGAGGCAUUAUCCUCGAGGAAAACGAGUAAUUGAGCAGCUUGGUGGGAAGCAGUUAGUAAUGAACCACAUGCACCACGAGGACCAGCAAGUUCGUUACAAUGCGCUACUAGCUGUACAGAAGCUAAUGGUACAUAACUGGGAAUAUCUUGGAAAGCAGCUACAGUCAGAACAACCUCCAGCUGUAGCAGCAAGAAGUUAAGGGAUUCCUGUGAAAUGUGUGUCCUUUUCACCUACAAAAUUAUGCGUGCAUUUCAAAUGCAUUGUUGCAAUGGAAAUUUGUUUUUACUGUAAAAGUGUUGUGUUCAGGUAAUGCAGUAUACCUUAGUAAUAUCAUAAAGUGCGUAAGGUAAUGUUUCAAAUUAAAUUUUUGUGUCUGUUGUUUUAUGGGUUGCAUAUGGGUGGAGUAUUGUUAAUUAAAACAAGACUAAUGUUCAUUGCUGUAGUAGUUACUUAUUUAUGUAUUAGAUGUGCAAAUAUAUCCAUUCCAAUAAAUUAGAUGCCAUUAA
Molecule: messenger RNA, 1973 nt
Organism: Polyodon spathula (Mississippi paddlefish)
Lineage: Eukaryota; Metazoa; Chordata; Actinopteri; Acipenseriformes; Polyodontidae
Product: V-type proton ATPase subunit H
Exons: 14
Coding region: 233-1666 (477 amino acids)
Biological process (GO): proton transmembrane transport
Cellular component (GO): lysosomal membrane; vacuolar proton-transporting V-type ATPase, V1 domain
Molecular function (GO): proton-transporting ATPase activity, rotational mechanism
Source: RefSeq, a predicted model, not a curated record